Myxocyprinus asiaticus (Chinese sucker) is the source of this 2967-nucleotide messenger RNA. RefSeq names its product adhesion G-protein coupled receptor G2-like. Bases 22 to 2271 code for a protein of 749 amino acids. Gene Ontology annotation, molecular function: G protein-coupled receptor activity. The transcript is spliced from 18 exons. Gene Ontology annotation, cellular component: membrane. NCBI's taxonomy places the organism in Eukaryota, Metazoa, Chordata, Actinopteri, Cypriniformes, Catostomidae. The record is from RefSeq and is a predicted model, not a curated record. Gene Ontology annotation, biological process: adenylate cyclase-activating G protein-coupled receptor signaling pathway; cell surface receptor signaling pathway.
CAUAAUCAUGUGGAUUCAUCGAUGGACAGGCCACUCGGAAUAAUGUUUCGACUAAAGCAGAUUUUCUUGUGGGUGAUCAUAUACUGCACUACAUAUCAGAUGAGCUGUGCAAAAAUAAUAAUAGUUGGUGAUCAUUUGAAAAAUACAAAUUUCCAGAAUUGUACCGGCACUGUCAUUCCAGCUAUGAAAAUAUGUCACCAAAUUUCUGACACACUGAUGGGGGAUUUGUGCAUAAUCAACGUCAAACAAAACACAACUUCCCAAGGAUAUUGUGAAAUAACAGCUGUUAAAAAAUACAGUUUCACCAUAACAAAACACGAUGGGAAUUAUGAAGUAAUAAUGACUGAGACAGUUACAGACAUACAGAUGUGGUUUUGGCCAGAUGACGUAAAAUGUCUACCAUCACAAGUCCUGACUUCAGCAGAUAAUUCCUGUACCAGUUGCCUCUGUGGUCAGAAAGGUUGUUUGGAAAUUCCUACUGUUGAUCCUGGGAAGAGAUGUGAAAACGCUACAUAUAACGCAUCUGUGUGCAGCGGGAAAAAUGGAAACAUGUAUGUUCUAAUUGUAAAUGGGAACAAAACAACAUGUGUGAACUGCAUUAAUCAAUCUAAGAUGACAUCCACUACUCCAGUGAAACCAUCUCAGACAACAUCCACUGCUGAUAAAACAUAUGAAACAUCCACUACUCCAGUGAAACCAUCUCAGACAACAUCCACUGCUACAGAGUCAACAACCAAUGCAGAAUAUAAAGGGUUUCCAAUUGAUGAAACUCUCAAUAUAGCUAUAAAUAAAGAUGACCCGAAUCCCUCAAAAGCAUCAGAUGCCUUGGACAAUCUGGAAAACCUGACAUACUUGAUGGAAAAAGAAAAUAAAAGCAGUGUGGCGGCUGUCAUUGGAGAUGUUAAAGGUCUUGUGUUCAGACAAGACAAGAACAAAGAAACACAAGACAUCAACAUCUACUACUCAUCAAAUCAGGACUCUAUGAUUGUUGGGAAUAAAUCUAUCCAGGAGGUGAACUUUCCCUGGUCUGUGAAAAUUUCCAAGGAGGCGUUUGAUAAAUCCCGUUUGGAAAACAAUGGAAGUGCAUUUGUUGGAGUUCUACGGUUCAAGAACAUGGGAAACAAUGAUGGAAACCAAAUGAUUUUAAACAAUGAGGUUUACGGUAUAACGAUGGGUGCCAAUAUCUCCAAUCUUACCAACAACAUUGAACUUUUCUUCAAACCAUCAAAGAAACUGGAUGGUAACGUAUCCUGCAAUUCCUGGAAUGGGAGAGGAAAACUGGAAUGGACCAGAUUUGGCUGUAACACCACAAUGAUCAACAAGGACACCAUAAAGUGCUCAUGUUCACAUCUGACUUUCUUUGCAAUACUUAUGUCUUUGCCAGACUCAAACCUCACAGCACCACAUGUGGAGUCUUUGACCUUCAUCACCAAUAUCGGCUGUGGCUUAUCCAUGUUCUUCCUGGGCAUGGGCCUGUUCAUGCAUUUCCUGUUACGGAAGGCCAAAUCAAAUCAGGCCACAAAGAUAUUGAUCAAUAUGUUUGUGGCUUUGUUUCUACUGAAUUUAUCAUUUUUGUGCAAUGAGAGUAUCGCCAACACUCAAGACAACUCUGCAUGCAUCGUCAUCGCACUGAUCAUGCAUUACUCGAUGUUAUCAACAUUCACCUGGUUCUUCAUUCAAGCCCUUCACAUGUACUUAUGGCUCAUCAGACAGAACGUCACCACCAAAAACUACAUGAGAAAAAUCAACGUGGCAGGAUGGGCGUGUCCAGCUCCUAUCGUCGUGAUCAUUGUUUCUAUGGGAGAGUAUAAAACAGUGAUUAUACAAUCAACAGCAAAAACCACACGAAUGUGCUGGAUUACAAAUCCUUACGUUCACUACAUUGUGAAUAUCGGCUACUAUGCCUUGGUUUUCAUUUUCACGACAGGAAUCUUCAUCAUGAUGGUCACAAAGAUUAUCCAAUCCAGAAACAUUAAUGUUGGUGAUGUGAAGAAAACCACGUUUAAGAAACAGCUAACGAUGAUUUUGAGUCUGUUCUUCCUGUUCGGCUUGACGUGGGGAAUCGCAUUCUUCAGUUUUGGACCGAUGGUCAUUCCGUCAUAUUAUAUCUUCACUGUGUUGAACUCAUUUCAAGGAUUCUUUCUGUUCUUGUAUUAUUAUCACAUUCACAAUGAUGUUGAAGGUCGUUUCUCUGAUGAUCCGGACAGCAGCUCCUCCAGUUCCACCAAAACACUUGAAUCCAGCAUUGAUCAUGCACCAAGUAAUGCUUAAAAUUAGAAGAGGGAAAAUAACGCUGUUUUUCUUUCUUUCUCAGAAAACUGAUAUAGCUGAUAGCUUUACAGUAAAGUGACUGAACACUAGAUGUCUGUCGAUCGCAAAUAAGUUGUAAUACAAGCGUGAUCAUAAUAUAAGUGGAAUUUUUAACCUAAUAACUUUGCUUUUUUAUAUUUAGAAUAUCUAACAUUUUUCCGAUGCUUUAUAUAGUUUUAAUGCUUUUUCAUUUAAACUAGAAUCUGUUUUUUCUCCAGGUUGUUGGGUGAAUGUUAGCAUGAUUGACAGAUGUGUUUACUGUUGCUGGCAGCUACUGAAACAUGCUGUAUAUUAUAUUAUUUUAUCAUGUCUGUAAUGUUAAGGGCCAUUAUAACACUAGUUAUGAAAUGAACUUUUUAUGUAAUGUAAUGUAAUAUGUAAUGAGCAUUAUUUUAUCAAAGUGUCUAUUUGGAGACUAUUCUAAAGUAUUAAAACUUUAGUGUAGUUAUUAAACUAUUAAAUGAUAUUAAUCUUUUUAAAAUUCACUGGGUUAGUACAAUUCAUUUUUCAAUUUGAAAGCUGCCCCAUGGCUUUCAUGACGUCUUGUGGCUUAUAGAUAUUAAUAGCAUUAUUUUCUAUUGAGCAGUUCAGUGGGGGUUUAAGACAUUUAAGACAUUAAGUCAUGAUUUUUCAUAAAGCUGCUUUUAUGUAUUGUAA